Sitodiplosis mosellana (orange wheat blossom midge) is the source of this 1571-nucleotide messenger RNA. Its product is annotated as zinc finger protein 75A-like. The record is from RefSeq and is a predicted model, not a curated record. The coding region runs from base 218 to 1396 and encodes 392 amino acids. The transcript is spliced from 4 exons. NCBI's taxonomy places the organism in Eukaryota, Metazoa, Arthropoda, Insecta, Diptera, Cecidomyiidae. Gene Ontology annotation, biological process: regulation of DNA-templated transcription. Gene Ontology annotation, molecular function: DNA-binding transcription factor activity, RNA polymerase II-specific; RNA polymerase II cis-regulatory region sequence-specific DNA binding.
ACGAAGAAAAAACCGUUGCAAGCGUCCGAAUUUAAAAAUUGAAUUGAAUUUUUAAAAUGAACGCAUCUGGCUCUACGUCUGCACUGAAAGCGUGUAACACCAACAAUGUGAUGUGACAUUUGUGUCGCGGUUGACAGACACUGUCAAGAGGUAAGAUAAAGUGCAUUGGUACAAUUAGAGUAAACGAAGUAAGUUGAAGAACGAAUCUGUUGUAAAAAUGGAUGGAUUUUUGGUGAUGGAGAGCCAACUGAUUAAAGUGGAAGUCGACGAAAAUGCAAACUUUCACUGCAUCGUUUGCAAAGCCGAAUUUCUGUCACGAACUGAGCGCAAUGAACACUUGGAGACACAUUUCGUGCAUCGCAGUUGUAAGAAUUGUAGUAGGCCAGUGAUUAUCAUCGGCGAUUUGGAAUUUGAACUGCAUCACCCGACAUAUUGUAAGCAGAGAGAACCGGCAACACCGGUACACGAGGAUAUCUUUGAGGCCGACUAUUCGCUGGACGAAGACACAGACCAAAUCGUCAUUUACAAGUGUGAAGAUGAAGAAGCUGAAGGAGAAGAGGCCGAACGAGAGGAGGCGGAGGAGGAGGAGGAACAAGAAGAAUCGGACAUCGAAUUUCAUCACAAAACAAUGCAAAACCAAAUCAAAGUUAAUUAUGAUGAUGAUGAAGCCAACAGAGUAUUAAGUAUUUUAAAGCCUAGAAAAGGGAGACUGGCGCGAAAGGCCAAACAGAAAACCACCAAAAGAAAUACGGGCCAAAGCAAUGAAACAAUCGAAACCAAUUCGGACCGUGUCAAAGCAGAGAGCGAAGAUGAUGUGAUCAAAGAAAUGAAUGUAGCCAUGAAAAAACGCCGUAAACAGUAUGCUAAACUACCAAAAACCUUACCAUGCACAAUGUGCGAUGCAAUGUUCGGCAGCGAACGAACGCUUAAAAUCCACAUGAAUCAAGUGCAUGGCAUUAAAGAGCGAUACAUUUGUCCGAUUUGUCAAAGGGAGUUCAAAAUUAGCGGAAAUUUGAAACAGCACAUAGAGACGCAUUCUGACUAUAAACGUUUUAUUUGCAAUUACUGCGGGAAAGGCUUUCACUUGCCGUACAAUCUAAAAGAGCAUAUGAACACUCAUACUGGAGCUCGGCCUUAUAAAUGUGAAACAUGCGGUAAAACCUUCGGCAGAAAUACCCUAAGGCAGGCACAUAUGCGAACCCAUACAGGGGAAAAGCCGUACAAAUGUGAUGCAGAAAACUGUGAUCGUGCCUACGCUUAUCAAACGGAUUUGAAACGACAUCGGCGAUCUAUUCACGGCAUCAUAUUAAAAACGUUCGAAUGUAAUAUUUGUGGAAAAAUAUUUUAUGAAAACAAGUUUUUAACUAAACACCAACGCACUCAUCAAAAUACCUGAACGUAUCAUCAGGGCAAUGCUUAACAGUCAUUUUUUUUUAAAUAAACCUUUUUCAAGGGUGUUCAUUUCUUUAAGGAUAAGUUACCAAAUAUUUUGACCUUUUUCUCAUCUCAUCACAUUAUAUUUUAAAUUCAAUGUUAAUAAAAUGAUUUUUUUCAAAAAAGACACAAACAAA